Vitrella brassicaformis is the source of this 1558-nucleotide messenger RNA. The record is from the annotation of a GenBank genome assembly. Lineage: Eukaryota; Vitrellaceae.
GACGAGACGUUUGUUACAUGCCAUUCAGCAAGACUCGCAUGUUGGCCAAGAGCCACAUUCGGAUCCUUCGUCCAUCACACACACAGAUAUACAUACACGCGACAGAACAGCAAGGGCAGGCAGUCGGACAGGUCACAGCAGGCAAGGGCAGCACCGCUUCGAGUCCCUCCCUCCCUGCCGUGUCUCUGACUGUCCCGCUCUGUCCUUCCCUGCCAACCAUAAUUAGGAUGAGAUACAUGUACGCACUUACGCACACGAGCACAUUACACGUACCACCACUAUUGAUUGAUUCACGCAGGUCAGCCACCGCACAAACAGGUCAUGGCUCGAAGGACGGGUAACCCCCCACUCACUCAUGCGAAUGAACAGUGGACAGGCAGGAGCGACGGUACUCAAAAGAACACACACACACACACAAACACAAACACACACAAACAUGGAUCUACUUCAACAAACGACAAACAGACCAACCAUAUCAACAUGGCCACCCGAGCAAGCAGUGAAGGCUAUCCGAAGUAACAAGCACAUUGCAGCAGAUGAGAUCAGUGAGCCACGAGACGCACGUAUGGUCGAUCAAUCAAUCAGUCAGCGACUUCCGUCACGGCUCGGAAGUGGCGGUGUCUGGCAUUGUGCUGUUGAAUCCUCGACCACCGGCCAAAACUGCAGACACGCCACAUACAACCGCAUGGAGCCAUCGCACUUUUGCGUCCCUUUGUGUUGUGUCCCAUACCUCCAUGCCGGGCCCAUGUGCCCCCAAUCGAGGGCGUCUUCUUUGCACAAUGUUGACGACGCAGUCGGUGUGCCCCAUAGUGUCCCUCAUGGCGAAAUUUCAUGGCGAAUCUCGCCAUAAUUCGCAAACUGCCACCAUUCGUAACACCUCCCCCUCAACUGCCACACACACCCAACGGCGCACACAUGCAUGAGUCAAUCCCAACCUCCUUCCCUCCCUCUGCACACUUACAUUUGAACGGCUUCCUCGGGUGGAUAGAGGCCCUUGCGUCACCAUCACGCUGCUAGCAGGUUGAACUUGUAGGCAGAUCCUCGGGACCGCCAGAAUCGUCCUCAAGUCGCCAGAUUCGUGACGACUGAAACACGUACACGGACACCAACAGGCAAGUCAAGAAGUGGCAGGUGUGUGGCUGCGGGACGGCAAGGCUGCCAUGCAAGGCUCACCCCAGUGCGGUCUCCUGUAAGAUCACCGCUGCUACAUUCUGAGUAUACCACCGUAAUCCAGUGUGUGUUGUCACAUACUCUGAAGUCAGCGCCAGUCUCUUGGAAGUCACCGAGGUGCCAGGACGACAAGUCCUGCGUGGUGGCGGGAAAAGAGGAGGGUCAAGAGAACAAGCGAAAACUUAACGAACGGGAGGGACGCAGCAACCUAAACCCUACAGGGUUUGAAACCUCUAGGAUCGCAUCAUAGCUCGCUUUUGCGAGGUUUGCGGCCGCUUCCUUUCCACCCUCUGCUCUCCCCAGCGGUCAGAGAUCCACAGCUAGGUGGACAACAACCUUCAUCAGAAUCCCCCAGUGGACGAGCACAGCGUGUGGCGACCUCCCCCAU